CAACAGACGGCGCACAAAAUCUCCAAACUACCUUCCACCAUUUUCAUUUUUAUUCUCUUCAUUAAUUCUUGUUCGGAGAAACCUCCGACUUUGGAGGCGAUUCCGACCGACCCAGUUUCCGUUUGCUCCACUUGUUGGUUCCUCAUUCGCCCUACUUUGGGUGAUUGAUAUUAACCAAAUUGGCAAAUUAUUUCUCUCUCAAAGUUUCUUUUUUUUUUUAAGUAGUAACUGUGUUGAAGAGUUGGUUUUUUUUAAGGGUUUUCAGGGUUCUGUUUGUCGAAUUUUUUUUUUUUUGGUUUUGGGUUUUUGUUUGUGGGUUGUUUUGAUUGAAUUUUUUUCCUAAAAGGGUAAAAGAUCUAGUGGUGGUGGUGGGAUCCAGUCAUGACUGCUGGGGGUGAUGUUAAUCAGUUGAUCUCUGUUCAACCCAAUGAUCUCAAGUUCAUUUUUGAGCUCGACAAACCGAGUUUUUGUAAUCUUCAAGUUACCAACAACACAGAACAUCACGUGGCGUUUAAGGUUAAAACGACUUCACCUAAGAAGUACUUUGUUCGACCGACCACCGGUAUCCUAUUGCCUCAUGACUCCUGUGUUAUUAGAGUCACUCUCCAACCAAAACGGGAGUAUCCUCCCAAUAUGCAAUGCAAGGACAAAUUUUUGCUGCAAAGUACUAUCGUGCCUAGAAACACCAACACGGACGAUUUUCCGGCAGAUACUUUCAAUAAGGACGGUACUAGGGAGAUACAAGAGUGCAAGCUUAAAGUGAUCUACGAAACGAAUUCGGACGAUGGUGGAUUUAACAGCUUCACAUCACAAAGCCCUGAUUCGACCACGGCCAUACAACACCUUAAGGACGAAAGAGACACAGCGGUUCGCCAAACGGUGCAACUGCAACAAGAGCUGGAUUUUCUGAAGAGGCAAAGAAAACGUAGCAAUGGCUCCAGUUUCUCUUUUGUGUUCGCGUCAUUAGUGGGAUUGAUCGGGAUAACGGUCGGUUUUCUGUUAAAUCUUUCGUUGGCUUCGCCGUCGACGGCAUGAAUAUACGCUGCCAUUUACCGAGUGUGUAGGAACCAGUAAAUUUGUUCAACAUUUCAUUGUAUAAUGCUGAAUCAUGUUGUAAUAUGUUUGAUCUUUCUCCAUAGUAUGUCUUUGAUCAGCUUUAUUUCAUUCAACUCAUAAGUUGGAAUGUUACUUAGAGCAAAGUUCUCAGUAAAUUAUACCUAAUACAAGUAAAUUUGAAAA
Molecule: messenger RNA, 1239 nt
Organism: Gossypium raimondii (Peruvian cotton)
Lineage: Eukaryota; Viridiplantae; Streptophyta; Magnoliopsida; Malvales; Malvaceae
Product: vesicle-associated protein 2-1
Exons: 7
Coding region: 382-1035 (217 amino acids)
Biological process (GO): endoplasmic reticulum membrane organization
Cellular component (GO): plasma membrane; endoplasmic reticulum membrane
Source: RefSeq, a predicted model, not a curated record